Hydra vulgaris (swiftwater hydra) is the source of this 2950-nucleotide messenger RNA. Its product is annotated as cell division cycle protein 23 homolog. Gene Ontology annotation, cellular component: anaphase-promoting complex. The record is from RefSeq and is a predicted model, not a curated record. Lineage: Eukaryota; Metazoa; Cnidaria; Hydrozoa; Anthoathecata; Hydridae. Gene Ontology annotation, molecular function: protein binding. Gene Ontology annotation, biological process: cell division; positive regulation of mitotic metaphase/anaphase transition; protein ubiquitination.
UUAGUAAUAUAAAGUUUAAAAUUGAAGAGAAUGUUUCCAACACUGGCCACUAUGAAAAAAAGUCUUCUUAGUAAUGCAUAUGAGUGUUCUUUGCGAUGCCUAACACAAAAUAUGAAAUGGUCCUCUGAGCUUGCCUCAGUUUUACUUGUAGAAGAGCCAUUGGACUGUUCAUUUAUGUUUACAGAAAAUCAAGUUUUGCUGACAGAGUAUGAUAAAUAUUUAUAUGGGAAAGCAUGUUUUGAAUGUAAAGAGUUUUCUCGGGCUGCAAGUCAUUUAAAAAGUUGUACAAGUCAGCCAGCUAUUUUUUUAUACUACUACUCUCGAUAUAUGGAGUUUGAAAAGCAAAAAAGAUACAAAAUGGUUGAUGUUUUAGAUGAAAAGUAUGUUGAUACAGAUGACUUUGAAGAACUUGUGUUGCUCAAAAAUGAUUUAAAGAAACAUGAAGACAGUUUAGAUGCUUUUGGCUUCUACUUAAAUGGAGUAGUUUUGAAAAGAAUAUCUCUUUUCAAAGAAGCAUCAGAGAGCUUUGAAUGUGCUGUUCAAAUGCAGCCUAUGCUGUGGUGCGCUUGGCAAGAGCUUGCUGACCUUUGUGAAGACAGACAGAUACUUAAAGACCUUAAGCUGCCGAAGCAUUGGAUGUGUGAAUUUUUUUAUGCUUAUGCGGAAAUGGAAUUGCAUAUGAAUGAAGAAGCACUCUCGCGCUACCAAAAAAUUAGUUUAGAAGGAUUUGAGAACAGUACAUAUAUUAAAUCACAGAUUGCAACUGCACUUUAUAAUUUAAGAGACUUUGAAGCAUCUGUAGAACAUUUUAAAUGUUUGCAAACAAUGGAUCCUUAUAUGUUAGAUCAUAUUGAUACUUAUUCCAACAUUCUUUACAUCCAUGAUGAUAGAGUGGAACUUAGUUAUCUGGCCCAUCGUGCUUGUGAAGUGGAUAAAUAUAGAGCAGAAACAUGUGGUGUCGUUGGUAAUUACUACAGUUUGCGAGGUGAUCAUGAUAAAGCAGUUCUCUAUUUUAAACAAUCAUUGCGUUUAAAUCCAGAAUAUGUUGCCGCAUGGACACUUCUUGGUCAUGAGUAUAUUGAGUUAAAAAAUACAUCAGCUGCUAUUGAAGCAUACAGACACGCAACAGAUGUAAAUUGUCGUGACUAUCGUGCUUGGUAUGGCUUGGGACAAGCAUACGAGUUACUCAAAUUAUCGAAACACUCAUUAUACUACUUUCGUGAAGCGCAAAGACUAAGGCCAAAUGACACUCGAAUGCUAAUAGCUUUAGGUGAUACUUAUCAAAACAUUGAAAAGCAAAGCAACGCAAGAAAGUGUUAUUUAAAAGCUGUUCGACUCGGAGAUUCUGAAGGUCAAGCUACUAUUAAACUUGCAAAGUUACAUGAAAGUAGUGGACAAAACAUAGAAGCAGCUAAGCUAUACUCUCUUUAUAUCGAUAAAAUGGAUAAUCAUGUGAAUGCUACCACUGCAGAUGCAUCCCACGCAUGUAUUUUUGUUGCUCGAUAUCACCUUCGUGCUGGAAGAUAUGAAGAUGCUAGUACAUAUGCAAGAAAAGCUGUUGACUAUCCAGAAAGUCGAGAGAUUGCUAAAACAUUGCUUUUUGAAAUAUCAAAGAUUUCUCGGUCUCAUGAGAUUUAAGUUGAUGCCGGUUAACGCAAAAACAAUGUUGAUAUUUAUAUUAUCUCAUUAAAAUUAAACAUUAAAAUGCUACUCAAAAAAGAAACUAAAGGCUUUAACUUAAACUUCAAGUUUUUAUUAGAAAUUUUAUGAAAUCUUUAUUGACGAAACUAUCGGAAAUGAAUGAUUUGGCUUAGUGAUUUGCAAAACUAUUGACUUUCAUAAGAAAAUAUAUAUACGUUUUUAGUAAAUAAGUUUAGUAAAUAAGUUUAAAAUAUAUAUACGUUUGACAAUUAGUUCUACAGUUCAAAUGGCUUUGAAGUGUUCAUUCCUAUAGAAGUUUAAUUAUCAACGUAUAACUAUGAGAUGUUUGAGUACAAAGUUGAAUUUUUUGGUCAAAAGUGAGAGUUCAAGAAAAAUAUUAUAAUUAAUGUUCCGACCAGUUUAUAUAGAAUUACUUUUAAUAUUUUCCGAGACAUUAAUGGAAAGGUUUAUGACAGUUGUUUUAAAUUGUUUGAUUUUUUUCUAGAUAGUAUUGAAAAAAAUGCGUUUAGUCGUGGAAGUAGGGUCAAGAUAUAAAAAAUUAUUGGAACUGAAAAACUGAUAAACAAUUGAUUACCAGGUAGUCUCAGCAUUUAUUGAUCCUGCUAAGAUUUAGUGAAAGAUGUAACUGCACCUUUUCGUACUGAAAUAAUUGUUUUCUAGUGAUAAAAGGUGAUAAAAUGUCAUUUCUGCAUCUGUAAUUUGUAGUGGAUCCAGAAUUUUUGACGUUAAGUGACAAUUCCAGGCUGUAAAAACUCCAAAUUUAAGCAUAUUCAUGCUUAUGUAAAAUAGGAAUAUUUUGCAAAAAAAAAAACGGGAUAGGAGUCUGGGAACAAAAAUACAUGAGCAAAUUUAUCUCUCCUAGCUCACUUGUGAGAACAAUGAAAUAAUAAAAUAUUUUAAUUUACUGUAUUCUAGAAAAUCCAAUUUCCACAAACCUUUUAAAUGUAAAAGUAAACCAUGUAAAAUUUACAACCCCCUAAUUUUGAAGAAGGUGAAAACUUUCUUUGUUCAUUUCUUUCGAACGCUAAAAGAUAAUUGGAUGGAGCUUGUCAAUAUUUUAUUAGCUUAUUGCCCUCGCAUUCGGAAGGUGGUGGUGAACCUUUUGGGUUUUUUUUUGUUUUUUUUAAUCACAACAACUUUUUGCAGAACAUUCCUAUUUAAUACAUAACUAUAUAAUGAUAUAUAAACUAUAUAUCGUUCUGUUGUUUUAUUUCUGUAAUUUGAAUACUAGAAGAAGUAGAUGUAAUUUUUUGAGUUUAAACCAAAGUCACGUGGUUUAUGGCAAAAA